This is a messenger RNA of Hyla sarda, 1884 nucleotides long. Its product is annotated as reticulocalbin-1-like. The transcript is spliced from 9 exons. Gene Ontology annotation, cellular component: endoplasmic reticulum. Gene Ontology annotation, molecular function: calcium ion binding. The coding region runs from base 574 to 1536 and encodes 320 amino acids. NCBI's taxonomy places the organism in Eukaryota, Metazoa, Chordata, Amphibia, Anura, Hylidae. The record is from RefSeq and is a predicted model, not a curated record.
CCAGAUUCAAAGAAAAAUGGUGAAGUAUAUGUGUCCCCGUGAAUGUGUAGCAGAUCGGAGUUUCACACAUAUAGUACAGCUCAUCUCAUGCAUUUAAAGAGAAUUGGAGAAGAACUUCCUCUGUGAUCCUAAAUGCACACACAAGGCAGCUCCGAAGAGAGCUCUACCUGCCUCAUCCAGCCUGUCAGCUCCUCUGAGUCUCAGGGCACAGGACACAUUAUCAGUCGCCUCUGGUCAAUCAGACCUCAGCCAGGCUCAUCAACCAACAACCACAUGGCCACUGGGCAGCAACAACAAUCACUUGUAUUAUUCCCAUCCCUAUGUGCAGAUCAGUGCAAUUUAGACCAAGGAUCUCAUGGCCGUCAUAAGGAGCAGCCAAUUACUGUAUCGGGUGGAAGGAAAGAGCUCCGGGCUCCCAUAAACUUCUGUACAGUGCAGCACCCAACCUGCUCUACUCUCAAGGCAAAUCUCCAGACAACAAUCACAAGUACCUACUGGGAAGAGAAUAGUUGCUAACAAGAACACUACGAAUCACACACCCACUGAGCCCCCGGUCUGAUCCAGGGCAGAGCCAUGCGGACCCUCGUCGUACUUCUCGUCUUGGGCAUCUGUGCCCCCUGGGUGGCAUCCGUGCCGACGCUGGAGAAAAAAGACCGCGUCCACCACAGCAAGGACCUGAGCGACCACAAACACGACGACAGCAAGGACUUCCAGUACGACCACGAAGCCUUUCUGGGGAAAGAAGAUGCGAAGACGUUCGAUCAGCUCACCCCGGAGGAAAGCCAAGAGCGACUGGGGAAGAUAGUUGAUAAGAUUGACAGUAAUAAUGACUCCUAUGUCACAGCGCCUGAGCUCUUGGCCUGGAUCAAGUUUGUGCACAAAAGAUUUGUCACGGAGGAUGUGGAUAAGCAGGUGCGGCUGUACGAUAAGGACCGCGACGGAUCGGUGACCUGGGAGGAGUACUCCAAACAGACGUACUCCCAUCUCAUAGGAGAAGUUGAGUUUUAUGAUGUCCCAGACAAAGAAAGAUACAGGAAGAUGAUGAAACGCGACGAGAGAAGGUUCAAGCAAGCAGACAAAAAUGGCGACCUGAUCGCCACCAGGGAAGAGUUCACAGCAUUCCUGCACCCAGAAGAGUUUGACUAUAUGAAGGACAUGGUCGUCACGGAAACCAUAGAGGACAUGGAUAAAAAUGGAGAUGGUACAGUGGAUGUUAAUGAAUAUAUUGCUGACAUGUAUACACCUGAAGCUGACGAACCAGAGCCUGAAUGGGUUAAAACGGAGCGCCGGCAGUUUGCAGAUCACCGUGACUUGAAUAAGGAUGGCAAGCUGGACAAAUCCGAGAUCGGCCACUGGAUCCAUCCGCACGACUAUGACCAUGCAGACCUGGAGGCCAAGCAUCUGAUCUAUGAAUCUGACAAGGACAAGGAUGAUAAGUUGACGAAGAAGGAAAUCCUGGACAAUUGGAACAUGUUUGUGGGAAGUCAGGCAACAAACUACGGCGAAGACCUGACCAGGCGGCACGAUGAAUUCUAACAGGCGCGUGCAGUCUGUCUGCUCCUGAGCGAGCAUAGAACACCCCAGCACAUUGCUGGUUACUUACAGAUUGGAUUCCAAUUGUGGCAAUGGGGGACUGGAUGUGGCUGAAGCUGUGUAUAUUUUUGUUUUCUUAACUGAAGACUUGGUGCUACGGCAGUAGGACUGCUGCCAUAUGGGGCCAUCGUGUACGUGAUUGGAUGGAAAUGAGGCCAUCUGUGCCCUUCUAGGCCCUCUCCUGCAGUCAAUUGUGUGUGUUUUUUGUCUGUCUUUCUCCCCUGCUGCUGUAUCCAAAUACAUGACAAACCAAACCUGCCACAGGCUAUUAAAUAUUUUAUAUAUGGGGCC